Vavraia culicis subsp. floridensis is the source of this 569-nucleotide messenger RNA. RefSeq lists its product as uncharacterized. The record is from RefSeq and is a predicted model, not a curated record. The transcript has a single exon. The coding region runs from base 1 to 513 and encodes 170 amino acids. Lineage: Eukaryota; Fungi; Microsporidia; Pleistophoridae.
AUGGUAAAUACUGUAUUAGACAAAGUUAUAAGAAUAAGAAAAUUAAUUAGAACUAACAAAGAUGCCAAGAUAAAAAUGAUUGAGGACUACGUUUACUUCAAAGGUGCAAUGUUUAAGAUGGAGAAGGAGAUUGACGAGAUCCUGAUAAAGAAAAAGGAAGAUUUGCAGCUAGAGGAACUGAGGAAAAAGAAGAGAAGAAGUAAUAAUGAAAAAGCUCUGGUAAGGAGAUGUACAAAGAUUGAGGCUCUGGAGGAUAUCAACGAAAUAAGGGGACUGGAAAACGAAAGCGUUGUCACGGUUACUGACGGCGUGCUGAGAGUAAAACGCUCUGAAUUUAGAAAAAAAGACGCUGUAAAAGUAAAUAUGCACGGGGAGAGGUUCAAUGCUGUCUUGCUCUCUAUUUCGCCAUCUGGCAUCGUUGUAAAGGCAAAAAAUGGAAAGAAGUACAAGAUUAUGAUCCAGAGUAUAAAAAAAGAUGAUGUUAGGUUCAUUAAGCUAGAGAGAAACAAAUGAGAAGAAAAGAAUUUGUGAUUAAAAUAUUGUCAGUGUUCUUUACUAUUCCGUUUUGC